AAAUAAGAAAUGAGUCUCACGUUGCAUGGGUGACAUCACUGGCUUUUGGCUCAGUGCUCUGUAUUCUCUGUCUGUAGGCUUUAGCCAAGGCUGCAGGGCUCAGUGUUUGAACAAGGAAAGAUUCCCAGGUGUACAGAAGAUUGGAUACGCUCUUAUUUGGGUUAAAAACAGUGAAAUGAGAUUUCUAAAGCUUGCAGACCCCAGCUCGCCUUCUGUUUCUCUUGAUCGCUCCAAGAUGGGUGAGUUAUUCCCAUUAGAGAGAAAGGGAGUGGAAAUUUAAGGAGAAAAAAAUGUCUGAAUAUAUAUCUGCUGAUGCUGGGGAUAGGAUUUGCAUGAAGCUGCUGAGCUAAAAAUCUCAGCUCCUGUGUGGAGAUCAGGCCAUAUGGCAGAGAAUGACCGAAAGCUGUUGACAACCAUUAGGGGCUGCUUUCCUCUACUCCUGUAAGGUGUGUAGCUCUUUUUUGUUAGUUUGUUUUGGUUUGAUUUCCUCUGACCUCCCCUCCCCAUUCCUUAGCAUCCUUUCAAUCAGCCAUAGCUCUGCCUGCCUGCCUUCAUCUUGCAGAUGGUUAACGUGCCUGUGUGUUAGGAAAACUGUGCACAACAAAUUGAAGCGUUGGUGAAGAAGGAAGCUUUUCAAAUAACGGCGGAAGGGGGUGGAAAAAUGAUGCUGGGGCUGAGGACUGCUUCCAGUGCUGCCUAGCGGGAGGUGCAUGGUCUGUGGCGGUGGCUCCGGCAUCGGCUCUGACUCCUUCCAGCCACCUUGCAUGCUGACCGGGACCAGGGAGGCUGCUGCACUGCUGUAGGUGGGAGAGCCCAACCGCUGCUCUGUUAGUAAUUCGGGGCUCUCGAGCUCCAGCUGGUCGAGGGAAGGGAUCGUUACGUUACGUUGCCUUGAUGACAGCGCAGACAACAAAACAAACCGAGUGAAUGGCAAGGCUGGCAGGGAGAAGCUGAGGUGUUUUGGAAGCGAAGAUGUCAGUGACUGUGAGCAAAGUCUGCUGAGGGGGAGACCCGUGCCUGCCUGAAUUUCCUAUUACAGCCGGGGAGGUUAUAUUUUAGCCACGAUUUCAAACAGCAGCAGCAACAACAACAGAUUGCUCCCCCUCUUGCUCCCUCCCCUUCCACCCUGCUUUAAACCCAAGCAAGCGACUGUCCAGAUGAUACUCUCGGCGAGCUGCUGACAAAGAAAAGGCAAGUCCCCGAUUCUUGCCACCGGGAUAGUUGGCUGCUUGAGACUGGAAGAUUUCUCACUGUUGAACUUUUCUGUCCUGUGAUGCUGCGGUGAACCUGCUAUCUGAAAGCUAUCGCCUCUGUAUUUCCGAGCUGGCCAGAUGGAAAGAGAUUAAUGGACUGAUCAAACAGCCAUAGCCUUCAAGUCUCUGGCAGGGGCUACUCCUUCCGCACACACAGCCGUGUGGGCUCUUGUGGGGAGGGGAGCAGGACACCUUUGUGGAGGUGCUUCCCCGGGCCGCUCCCGCGCCUAGUGGAGGGCUGCGUUUCUCCUCGUCAGGUCUCUGCUGCCAAGGAAGGAGGCAGAUGAGACGCCAGGACUGCCUCCAGGGCAGAACUUUGUAGCGGUCCCGGAGCCCCUCCGCAGCGCGGAUGUGAGCCGCAGGAGUUGUGGAUGUUUGAGGCAAUCUCUGCCAAGUGACACCAAGCAGCUGCCCCGGAGGUUUUUGCGUGGUCUCACGUCUAAGGGCUUUGUCUGUGGUGAAGAUGUCCAUGGUGUUUCUGUGAAGCUGAGGUAUGGCUGCUGGAAGGUUACUGCUGUAUGCCGGCCUCUCUUUAGCUUUGUGUGCCCUGGGCAUGCUAGCUGUAGCAAUCUGCUCUGACCAUUGGUAUGAAACUGAUGCCAGGAAGCACAGAGAGAGGUGCAAGAGCAUCACUGGUAAGAGAAAUGAUCCUGGCUUCAUUUAUAACUCCAACAACAACCUGCCUCUCAGGGCCAGCAGGUCUAGGUUGGACCGCUGGGAAGGGAAACUCCUCUUGGCAAGAAACAGGAGGCAGAUCUUUGCUAUGAGUCCAGUUGAUGAGUGCAACAGACAGUACAAUUCAACCAACAUGGGGCUCUGGAGGAAGUGCCACCGACAUGGAUUCGACCAAGAGCUGGAGGAGCUGAUUGCCAAAGGAGCAAUUGAGCGGUGCACGUACAUCAAGUAUCACUACUCCUCAGCGACUAUUCCCAAGAACCUCACCUACAACAUCACCAAGACAAUCCGCCAGGAUGAGUGGCAUGCCUUGCAUCUGCGCAGGAUGACAGCUGGCUUCAUGGGCAUGGCUGUGGCCAUCAUCCUCUUCGGCUGGAUUAUCGGGGUGCUGGGGUGCUGUUGGGAUCGAGGCCUUAUGCAGUAUGUGGCAGGGCUUCUCUUCCUCAUGGGAGGAGUUGCAAUGCAAUUCAGAUGCCAUCUGUGUCCAUGCCAGGCUGAUCACGUGGUGUGCCAAUCACAUGCAGACUGUCUGCUGAAGGGAAGCAGGGAAGCAUGACGGAAUUGGGGUGAAUUGGAUAUUCCUUGCUAAAAUGUAUUUGGACGUUUACGAAAGAGUCACCAGUAUUGGACUUUUUCCUCAUAACCGCAUCCUAGAGAUGCAGGGAAAGGAAGCAGGUGAGACACAUACUUGUUUCUUUCUGCCUGUUCUGCCUUUGGGCAGAUACAGCCAGCAAAAAGGGAGGGGGUGAACAGCUCAGGGCAGUAACGUCUUGAGCUGCCGCAGCAAGACUCUCCAGAGCUGACUCUCAGUGCUCUUAAAUACAGGGUUUCUGCAUAACUACUUCUGCAUCCAGUCGGGCCUGAGCUAUCAAUUCUACCUCUAAAAAUGCAGUUGCGUCCACAAGUCCUCGCUACCUUCUAGUGCCACAGACCCUGGUACUAACUGCUCGUGGGAUACAAGUGGGAGUCACUUUCUGAGUGCGUGAGGCUAACAGAAAGCCCAUCAGAAGGACAAUCUUGGUAUUCAUGGACGCUUGCAGAGCUUCUUGCAACCAGCUGUUAAAAGGUGUUUCUCCAGGACUGAAAUGCUGACACAGAUGGCCAGCUUUUUACAUUAGUCACAAGAGGAAAAAUUGCCCAUAUCAGCUCCAAUGUGGAAAUGUUUAUGAUCCCCCGAUGUAAAAAUCCCGUUGUCUGGAAAGGCAACGCUAUGCCGGCACGUGGCCCGGUCUUAUUUCUGUCCUCUGCAGAGGGCUGACGUGGGCUGGUGGCAGCGCCAAGACCUGCACUUCGUGUUGCUCGUCGCAGGAGGGACCUUCUCAUCCCAGUGGCACUGGGCCGUCCCAGCGGCAACAGAGCUCAGAAGUCUCCCUGAAAAAGUCCUGCCUUUCAAGUGGCCUUGUUACAUUGCUAGCUGGGCAGAAACACCCCAACAGCAAUAGCCAUUCUGCAGUAGAUCAGAUAAAGAGCAAAGUCUUCAAAAAGCUGCGGGUUUUGCCCCAGUUUCAAAGUGAUUUAGACACUAAAAAGCAUGAAUCAGGUUAGACGUAGUCUCCUGGGACCAGGUGCACAAAAAAGCCUAGGCAUCUAAUUCCUGUUUAGACACAGAAUAGGAGUAAAACACUAAAUGCCUUUGGUGCCUACAGAAUUUUUUAAAAAGCAUGUAUGUUCCUAAUUUGCUUAAGCUUUUGUGACAUUUUAUCUCAAAAAUAGUUUUCACCUGACUGUAGAGCAUAAGGCUGCAUUUUUUAUGAAGAGUUUUUCAUUAACAAUAUAGAUCAUAAGAAAAAGUUCAAGUACUCAGAAUAACAAAAUAAAAGUGCAGCCUUAGACUAUUCAGUAAGAGUGUAUUGAAUUAUUUAUAACUCCUGGGCACCAACAAUAAUCACAGACAUCUAAUUUAAACUCUUACUAUUUUUACUCAGCAAUCUCCAUCACUUAAGUGUUUAUAUUCAUGUAUUAGUUGUUUGAUCUUUUAAAAAAAAGAAUCCCCAUACUUAUAUAAAACAGCAGAUUUGGGAACUUUUGUUUCUGCAGUAACUUAAGUUAUUUUAGAACAUUUCAAGGCCUAGUAUGACAGACUUUACAACUUUCAAAGCUGUAAUCUGUACCUAAAAAAUGGGCUUGAACUUUCAGUUCUCUCUCAAGUAAAAGUCCCUUUGAUUGCAACUGAUUGGAAUCAAUGGGAAAUUUGCCUCAUUAACAGCUGUGAGAUUUGGCCCUAUCUAUUUGUACAUGUGAUGAGGGGCAUUAGGGAAGGGGGCCGUACUCAUAUAUCAGCCCAUUUAAGGAUCUUUUCCAUAGACACUGGAACAGAAUCACUGCGAAGUCACUGCAGCGUCAUGCCAAUCUGUCUGUAAAAAACAACCAUUGUACUUGUAUGUAGCUGGAAUAAUGCAGUCGUAAAUCUAGCCCAUAGGCAGAUACACAUAUACAUGUAUAUAUGUAUAUAUAUGUGUAUAUAUAUGUAAAUUUAUGAAAAAUGUCCAUAGACUCAUGAUUGCCUGAAAUAACCUGAGAUGGAUGUACAGAAUUUCAGGCAAAGGACUGUUCCUCAUAUAUCAAUCCUCAUAUAUCUCAGAUUUAAAUCAAAACAAAAUAAAAACUAUUAUUUCCCAGGAAAAUCUCAAUUCUGCCAUCGCACCAGCCUAGGAGGGGUACCACACAAAAGCCAAUGGCACACACAUCCACACACAUAUAUCCAGUCACAGGACUGGGUCUUAAGGGCUUUUCUAAGGAAGAAAAACAGACUGAAAAAGCCAUGACAGAAUUUCCAUCACACAUUACCUCUCUAAAUAGACUCAUUUAUCCUUUAUUAAGAAGCUGUUUGUGUGGAUGCUCUUUUUCUGUAUUUGGCAUAUGUUUGUGAUGUGUUUGUGUGGAUGAAGUCACUACGCAAAGGCCUGGAUUUUCUGACCUGAAUUCAUCCCCAUUAACCUUAGGUACUUAACUGAGCUAUCUGUGUUAAUGGGCUCAUCUCCCUUGGUUUCUUGUAUAGCUAAUGAAGACAGACAGUUGCUUCUAGAUGGUGAAUCAGUUAAUCUGAGAUCUAAGUCAGCUUCAGGAGUUUCCUCUCCCUCCAUAGAGGGACCACUCACCUAUCUUGGGCAACAUGGUGAAGAUCUUAAAGCCUGGCAGGAUGAAUCAGGGACCAAGCGCAGAAAAGCAUCAAUACGGACAUCAACUGCAGCACUGUGCUUCAGACUCGCCGCCUGGCCUGGCAUGCCACAGGGAAGUGUUAACCAUGGAAGAGCUUUGGAGCAAAAGUAGAUGUUGUUGGCAGCCAUUCCCUCCCACACUGCAAUGUGACUGUGAGGGGUAGGGCUUGCCCCGAGCCCCAGACAUGGCAUUUGAGGCAGGUUACUCAUAGUGGUCUCCAUCCACAGACCACUUGGUCAGAGCUGUCUUGGUCUGGGUUUGGUCCACCUGAACGCUUCACACUUUGCUGCCACUCCUGGGGCACUGCUGAAGCAGUCCAGAGUGAAUUUAUGUCCUGAUAGUUUGAACAGCUAACCUAUUUGAAGGUUACUUUCUUGUUGCAGCCACAAACUGGGCUGAAAAAAGUCAUCUAGCUGGCAGUAAGAAUUUAAAAAUUCACCUCUGAGGUGCAGUUUGAGUAGCUGCAUAUUUGUGGUUUUUUCACUCUUAAUAAUUGCUUUACAGUUUACAUGGAGAUUAAAGAGAUGGCAAUUUCAUCCAUUAUUGUUGGGAUUAUAGUUGUCCUCAGAAAAACUGAACCCUGAACUCAACAAGAGAAUGGACUAUGACUGUAUUAUUUAGAAAACUAUUCUAACAAUGCUGAUGAUAGGUCUCCUUCUCAUGCUAGCACUCACUCAGAGCCAGAAUCUGGAAUUGCAUAUUGAUACCACAUUGGUCUAGAAGGACCAGCAAUUUAAUCCAGCACAAGAACUUUGAAGCUCUGGUAUAUUCCCAUAUUUUACGUGAAUAAAGCAAACACAGUCAGAGGCACAAAAGAAUUAAACUGAUUUCUGAAAACUCCAGGGCUAAGUGAACUUCAGCUAUUGUGGCACAAUAUGGUCACUACUAUUUAUUUCCACAGCUAAAGUUAAGUCAUUGACUUGACAGUCCUCACCCAUUUCUCAGAACAACUUUAUUUUUUAAAACACUGUUACAGUUAUGGCAAGAGGGACCUCAGAUGACCUGCAGGACCUAUAAAGUAAAGAAUCGAUAUUGUGUUCCAAUACUUGGAGAAAGACUUUUGCUAGAAAAUGGCAGAUAAAACUGAGCUCCAGAGAUCAAAUAUUUUUAGUGCAGUACUUCCUUGUCCAAAUAAUACUAUUUCAUCCUGAUAUUCCUCACCUGUUCUCUUUUUCCCUUUUUUGAGCAGUCAUGUAUGGAUCUUUCUCCUUUUUCCUCUUCUGUGUGAGAAUACAGAGAUGCUUCUCAUAAAUACUUUUUUCCUGAGUCCCAUUUCGAUACUGACACUUGCAUAUGUGACUGCUUUGAUACUCAAGUUCUCCGUGAAAAUCAAAUAUAGGCUUUACGAGUGAACUUGUGAAGUGAGAAGGGGCUUGAGAAUAAAUCAAGUCUAAGGAUGCAGGAUCAUUUUCUGUAAGACUUUUGAGAAUUUUCCUAAAAUGUCAUCAUUGCCCUGCUUUCUUCCUUCCCUAAGAGGAAUGUGGAAGGUCCUAGGGUGUGAGACUCUUGAGGGCUGUCCUUUUAGCUGUAGAGUUCACUGUUCCCAUGGGGGUUUUGCCUGCUUUUCAGAGCUUUACUGUCAAAGGAAACCUCCUUUUAAAAGGUGACAACCUCCGCACAACUACAGGGACAGUUGGGUACUAAGUGAAAUCCCAGGCCAUGGGCAGGAGUUGGGGCACAGCAUGCAGGGCCAUCCCACAGCUGAAAAUUAAAGUGUCCCAUAGCCUUGCAAACUCCCACCAUGCUGCUCAUGAACCAGGAGACCAACCUGGCCUCCUCUGGGUCUGACUCCAGUCUCAUGCUUGUGAGACUUAUAUUUGACAAAUAUGAGUCACAUCAGACCUGUCUGAGGCAGGUAGGUAUUACAGCCAUUUUAAAGAUGGGAAACUGAAAACCUGGGGAAAGACCUGAGGCUUAGUGGUUUGAUGCCUAAAAAUCUCAUCAUUGCCCCCUCAAAACUUCUGCUAGCUGCAAGUAGAAUCUUCUGUUUUGAAAAUCCAGACUGUAGCUGACUUGUCCAAACCUGCAGUGCUUGUAAAUGUGAAAGCCAGGAUUAGGACAGUCAGGAGACCCUGACUUUAUCAGAGCACUGCUACCAAGCUUUGAUCCCCCAAAGCACACAAGCACUUGCCUAAUUUCAAGCAUGAAUGUCCCAUUAAUGAUGCUAUUGCCAUGCUUAAAGCUAGGCACAUGCCUAAAUGCUUUCCUAGACUGGGAAUUACAUUAAAAUAUAUUACACUUAAGCAUAUUUUAAAAAUCAAAAAAUGGGUUCAUUUCUGAUUUUGUUUCUGGCAUUGUCAAAGACAUUUGAAUUAUGUAUGCAGUCAAAUCUGUAUGAAGUAGCUCAACCAAGUGGAGCACUUUUUAGCCAAUCAGCAAAGUUUCAUUAGUUUUGUAUAGUAACAUCCAGUGGUCAAAAGUAAUCAAGGGUGGCAGGUACUGUGAGGUUCUUACUCCUGUGCUGUUGCAAGAAGCAAAGUGGCUCCUGUGGCCAUUGGUGCUAACAAUAAAAUAACAAUAAAUGACUAUUGCAUUUGGUUGUUCUGGUAAGAUGUGAAUGUGUUGGCUAACAAGUAAUGCUACAUCUUAUCAAAUGUAUUGUAGUUUCCAUUUCUUCUUGUAAGUUAUUGCAGAAGAGAUGAACAGAAGUUGUUUAAACAUAGAACAAACCCAAACUUACUGUUCUGUUAAUCCAAGGUGCUAAUCUGCAGACGUGCAUGUGUUUAUGUACAUGCACUGGUGUUUGCAGGACCAUGGCCCUGAAGGAUAAUUUUUGUGGCAGGGUUGAGAUCAGGGAACUAAUAUGGGAAGUUGACAAACCCUCUAACUUUAAAGUGACAAAAGUCACAGAGAGCAUCACAGAACUUUGCCGAAAAACUGGCUACAUCUUUCCAUUUUCCUUUUAUUUUAUUUUUAUUUGUUUUUUCUGUUCAUUUUUAUCCAAAUUGGCACAGAAUACUGUAUUUCCAUCGAUUAAAAUCUUGUCUGGUAACUAACUAAACAAUUUGUUCAUGAAAAAUUAAAAAAUAAAUAAGUAAACUGUCAAUUGUGGAAUGUAAACUGAUUAAACAAAUAAAAAAAAAUCAUGUUGUGUGUUUUAA
This is a messenger RNA of Dromaius novaehollandiae (emu), 8188 nucleotides long. RefSeq names its product transmembrane protein 178B (gene TMEM178B). Lineage: Eukaryota; Metazoa; Chordata; Aves; Casuariiformes; Dromaiidae. The record is from RefSeq and is a predicted model, not a curated record. Bases 1747 to 2484 code for a protein of 245 amino acids. Gene Ontology annotation, cellular component: membrane. The transcript has 4 exons.